CAUGAGAAAGGUUUCCUAUGAUUAGUUUACAUGUCAUACAGAAAUUGAUAACUAACCACAUAUGAAAACUAAUAGUUAAUAUAUAUCAAUUACUGACAUACAUACAGUUGAUACAAACAGAAAAUUAGAAUAAAUUGCAUUUGAAUCCAAAGAUUAUUUAGAAUAGGAAGUAACAGAGGAUAAAGAAUAUAUAAUCCUUUAAAAUAAUAUAAGAUAACAAUUAUCUGAACAAUUGAAUAUAGAAAAUUUAGGUAGGCAUCUAAUCAAUUUAUAGCAAAGUUUGAUUUUUCAAAUUUGGAUAGUAAAAUACAAAUGAUAUUUAAAUGGAUAAUGGUUGUAUUUUACAGAACUAGUAGUGAGAUGUAUGAAUGGAAACUAUUUAAGGUAACGUAUAUCUUGUAAUUUAAGGAAAUAUGCAUAAGUUAAGAUAAAGGAAAAGAUUUAAAAUACAGAAUUGGUUUAAAAAAUAUUGUGAGAAUGACUAAACUUGAAUUUGAACUUACUAAACAAUUAAUGUUAUAAAGACAUUGCAUUGAAUUACAAAAUAAUAAUAACAAAGAUAUUAGUUAAUUUAUUAGUUAAAUUUAUGAUAUAAUAUAAAUUAUAAUAAGAACGUUUGAAGCUGGUUAAAAAGUGAUUAGAUUUGAAGAAGAACUCAUUAAAGUAAAAUUAAUCAUAUUUUAAGAGAUAAAUUUCAGAAGAAUAAUUGGAAUAGUCCAAAAAAUGA
This is a messenger RNA of Paramecium sonneborni, 727 nucleotides long. The record is from the annotation of a GenBank genome assembly. NCBI's taxonomy places the organism in Eukaryota, Ciliophora, Oligohymenophorea, Peniculida, Parameciidae.